This is a messenger RNA of Stegodyphus dumicola, 1899 nucleotides long. RefSeq lists its product as uncharacterized. The record is from RefSeq and is a predicted model, not a curated record. Lineage: Eukaryota; Metazoa; Arthropoda; Arachnida; Araneae; Eresidae. Gene Ontology annotation, cellular component: extracellular matrix. Gene Ontology annotation, molecular function: protein binding.
CGAAAGCAAAUACUUUAUUUCGAGCUGCGUAGAAGUGAAGAAGAUUGUUUAAGUCCUUAAAUAUACUUUUAAUACAACUCCUUAAUAAAUUCAUUUGUGAAGAUUUGUUGUGUGAUGUAGAUUAUACUUCACAGAACUGGAUUAUACUCUAAACGGUGUAGCGCUUGGAUUAUACUCUAAACGGUGUAGUGCUCGGAUUAUUUCUAAUGGAAAGGAAGAAAGAAAUCAAGUUUUUAAUUUUAAUAUGGAUGUCUAUCAAAAUGGUUUUCUGUUUGCAAAUGGACUUUUCUGGAAAGCCAAAAGAAUCUCUUUGCGACAUCGGUUGUAAAUGCCCAUCAGAAGGUCAGAGUGUUAUGUUUUUAGACUGCAUCAACAAAGACAUAUCUAAACUUCCCAGUUCUGUCCAGCUUAAUGGGUCAAUAACAAGCCUAAGUUUCCGAAAUAACCGCAUCGAACACUUGGACACGAAUACUUUUUCUAAAGCGGACAGCACUGAGGAACUAGACCUCUCCUUUAACCAUAUUUUGAAGAUCGACAAUUUCACUUUCGUCCCUUUCAAAUCUUUGCUUAUAUUGAGGAUAUCCAACAAUCUUCUGCCGGAUUUAGAACCUGGGUUAUUUGAUGGAUUGUCCAAUUUGAAGACGCUAGAAGUUGGACACAACGCUAUUCAACGAAUUUCUCCUUCAAGUUUCCGACCGACUUCCAAACUUCAAGAAUUACGUCUACAUCACAAUCCCAUUUUUGAACUUCCGGAAGAUUUACUUCAAUAUCUUCCUCAUCUUGAAAAACUUGAUCUCCAGGAAACAGGCUUAGUCAGGCUGCCCGACGAUCUCCUUACGUUCACUCCUGGUCUUCAUUGGUUGUCACUGUCGAAUAAUGCAUUUGAAAAUGUUCCAGAAAAAGCUCUCUCCAAAGCACGUCGAUUAGAAUGUUUAGAUUUAAGUGGAAACGACUUCAUUGUAAUUCAAAAGGGAGCUUUCCGAGGACUAUCGAGUAUUUCCGUUUUAUAUUUGAAUAAUCUAGAGAGGCUCUCUAUAAUAGAAAAGGAUGCUUUUGCUGGUCUUGUAAAGUUAAAGCAUUUCUCCUGCAGCUACAAUCCAAAACUAAGUUACUUGGAUGCGGAAGCAUUUGGAAGUCUGAAUUCAACUGUUUCAAGCUACAAGACUCUUCCUCGAGAGCAGUUAAGUCUUCGUCAGAAUAACUUGAGAACUCUGCAAUCACCAUUCGAAAGGGAAUCCUUGUCAUCUUUGAGUUACGUGGAUUUAUCUGAAAAUCCUUGGAAAUGUGAUUGUCAUAUUCUGUGGAUGAAAAAGCUGAAGGCUGAAACUGAAGAAGCUAUUGUUUGCGACAGUCCACCUCAUCUUCGCGGUCGCUCUUUAGACACCAUCCUGGCAUCCGAACUGAAGUGUGAAGACCGUUGGGCAUGGGUUACAUUUAUCUUGGUGAUUUCCUCCAUGGUGGCUAUUGGAAUAUUCGUUUUGGGAGCUUCUGCUAUUGUCUGCUCUAGAACACGAGUAGGACUCUACAUACGAGCCAAGAAGCAAUUCUCUUAUGCAAAAGUGACACCAAAAACUGAGACUGUAGAUCUCGAAUGGGAUCCAUCAUGUGAUUAAUUGUAAUUAGUUUUUUGUGUUAAGGGAUUUUAUAGUAGAUGCAUGAUUUUGAAGAGCUUGCGUACAAAGUACUCUAUCUUAAAACGUCUCCAUUGAGUUGAUAUUUAGAACUUUUGGAAACGCAAUAAGUAUUUAUUGCAAUUUGUACUGUAUUUGUGGUAUUAAGAAUUUAUUGCAAUAUAUGCAACGCGCAUUUACUUUGUAAUAUUUUUAUUAUAGAAACAUAUAUCAGUAUGUAAUUAUUAAAUUCUUUUGUUUUAAAUAAAAAUGUUGGACUAUAAAUGUU